Onychomys torridus (southern grasshopper mouse) is the source of this 9061-nucleotide messenger RNA. RefSeq names its product transmembrane protein 74B (gene Tmem74b). Bases 1251 to 1949 code for a protein of 232 amino acids. The transcript is spliced from 2 exons. NCBI's taxonomy places the organism in Eukaryota, Metazoa, Chordata, Mammalia, Rodentia, Cricetidae. The record is from RefSeq and is a predicted model, not a curated record.
AUCUCCUUUCUCCCUGUCUCUCUCCCUUUCUCAUCUCGCCCUAUCUCCCCCAAUUUUACCCUCUUGGGGGUACCACCAGAGUGAUCCGUGGUUCUGUGAGUCACACUUAUUUCCCAGGUCUGUGGGUAUUGCUGUGGGAACAGUCCCGGGAGCUGUGAGUGUGGAACGAGGGUGGGGGAGGGCGCUUGCCUUUCAGGAACUAUAGAACUGCAAUUACAAUAGCUGGUGCCGUUUCGGGUUUGGGGUGUGAUCCGUGGGCACCAACAUCUGUGUGGCUCUGCUAUGUCUGAGUAAUUAAUUGAUGGGCAUGCCCUUGAAUAACUUACUAAGUAUCUUAUGAGAGAAAUACAUUCUAAAGCUAUUAGAGAGAAAACCUCCUUGUGUCUGCUCCUUCACCCAAGCAUCCUAAGGAAAAAGUUUUGGGUAAAAGAGAGUCUUGCUCUAAGAAUUUGGGUGCCCCAGAUAUCUUCUGGGAUAUGAAGGCAUUAAUGCACCAAUCUAAGAAAGGGGUUAUGGGCCACUCCCGAGUUCUUCGGGCCCAUCGAGGGGUUGAUGGGCGGGGGGGGGGGGGCACAAGUGGCACCUACUCUCAGGCUUUGAGUAGCUUUUAGUGCCAAGAGCAAAAAGCCAACUAGCACCCCCCUUCCUAUUUAUCCUCCUGGAACUGAGAGGAGCCUGAACAGGAGACUGGGGACCCAGGGAGAUUGAGAGGGACUCUGCCCUCAGAAUGCCCCUGCUUGAGGUCUCUAGUGAGGGCUCAAAGAGCCAGGGAAGGAAGGUGGAGUGUGUGGGUUUGCAAACAUGUAGGCAAUAGAGAUUCUUGGGGUGCCCAUAUUCCACUGUUAGUCCCUAGUCUGCACGCAUACCAUGGGGUCUUGAUCAUGUUUUCUAAGAUGGUGAUAGAGCUGAGCUAUUCCUGAGUGAGAUGCGAAGGUGAGUCUAACAGUGGGAGCUCAGCAAGCAUGUAUUAAAUGGACAUUCUAGGGAGGGGCACAGCCUUUGAACUGAGAUGAAAAGCCAUAUGUUUGAUAAGAGAACAAGUCCACAGGGGAAGGUCAGAAAGACUUCUCACGACCAACCCCUUGGCAUUUCAUUAACUUAUUCCUCUCACUUACCAUCACUUCAUUGAUUUGCUCAUGUUUGCACAGAAACACGGGCACCCACAGAGCACUGGAGAAUGACCUGAGAAUACAGAGAACCAGCUUUCAGCUGCCAAGGAGCCAAGGGAUGAGCUGGGGUCAUUCUUCCCAAUGGCAUCUCCCCCUGGUCUGGAACUGAAGAUAUUGAGCAAUGGUCCCCAGGUUCCAAGGAGACCAGCCCCACUGGGCCCAGUGGCGCCAACCAGGAUGGGUGUGGAGAAUGCCUGCUUCUUCUCUGAGGAGCAUGAGACUCAUUUCCAGAACCCUGGGGAUGCCAGACUGGGUAGCUCUCCCAGUCCUCCUGGAGGUGUCCCCUCACUGACCCGGUCCCAGCGGGAUGAUCUUUCUCUGCAUUCAGAGGAGGGGCCAGGUCUGGAACCUGUGAGCCGCCCAGUGGACUAUGGCUUUGUUUCUGCUCUGGUUUUCUUGGUGAGCGGAAUCCUCCUGGUGGUAACAGCAUAUGCCAUCCCUCGAGAGGCCCGAGUCAACCCUGACACAGUGACAGCAAGGGAGAUGGAACGCCUAGAGAUGUACUACGCCCGUUUGGGCUCGCAUCUGGACAAGUGCAUCAUCGCGGGCCUGGGGCUGCUCACAGUGGGUGGCAUGCUCCUGUCUGUGCUGCUUAUGGUCUCUCUGUGCAAGGGUGAGCUGUACCGCAGGCAGACCUUUGUCUCUGGUAGGGGAACAAGGAAGACCUACGGCUCCAUCAACCUGCGUAUGAGGCAGCUCGCUGGGGAUGGGGGCCAGGUCCUAGUGGAGAACGAGGUUGUCCAAGUCUCAGAGACCAGCUAUACCACACAGGGCUCUUAAGUAAGAGUCCACCCUAUCUUGCUGCUUUAGCUGCAGAGCUUGGAGGUUCCCCAAAACCUGGGGCUUCAAAGUGAGAUCCACAAAGGGUCUUGUGGAGGGAGUUUUGAUGCUGGGGUGGGGGCAGCCAGGGUUCUGGCUUAGGCCCUUCUAAGGCAAGCACCCCUCAUGUGUUUUGCAGCUUGAAGUUUUUGCAUAAGGCUUUGUUUGGAGGAUGGCUUCUGCUGCUAAAAAUACAUUUUUGGAAACCACUGCUCUUAGAAGAUGAGGUUGCUUGGCAUUUCUCAGGGUUGGGAGUCUGUGAAAGGUUGCCUCCAUUUUUCAUGCCUUGGGGAAUUCUGAGACCUCUGCUAUCUUCAUUAGCCAAGUAAGAGGGUUGGGAGACCAUCUAGGGUAGAGUGUGGCUUCAUGAUGGUGGGAGAAGUUGGUUCUGAGGUGAGCCCCCUGCAGCACCCUACUGACUGAACCAUAACCCUCCCUUCUCCAGACCUCAGUUGCCCAGUCUCUAACGUGAGGAGCAGGACUGGGUGCCCUACCAUGGGCCACAUCUUCCCUGGGAAUAGGAAGCCAGUCUGCCUCUGGCAAACCUUCAAGGAGGGAUGGGGGUGUUUGGCAGGGACUAACCAUUGUCACUGCUUCCUCUGGCCCAGCAUUGGUGACUACCACUACCAGGAGCCAGUGGUUCUAUGGCCCUGCUACAGAGCCCGGGUGAGUGGGUUUAGUUCAAUCCACAAUUUGACACAGUGUGAAUUGGUCUUGGGAUUUGAUUUCCUAUGGUGGCUAAUUUUCUGCAGUGGCACAUUUACAAAGCACAGUUUCUCCUGGGCACCUAGGUGUGAGGACUUGGUUGCAUCUCUGUGGGCAUGUUGGGAGCUUAUCACCUUCCCCCCUCAGUGGGCUGUUACUUAGGCCUGAUCUCAUCCUAGUAGCAGAAAACAAUUUUCUUUAAUGCUGAAUUUGUAAUGUCUGCUUUUCCUUUUUAGUAAAGUUCAGUUGCCAAUCAUCUGGGGAGAACUGAGGCACACUUAAGUGGCCUGGAUACUCCAGCCACAUGGAUUGCUGUUUGCAUUCUCUCUUGGGGGAAAUACUUCCAGCUCCCCGUCCCCCCCAAAAAAAACACCUCUGUUUAAACUUCUGACAAUGGAAGUAGGCAUCAGAGGGCAAGGGGAUAGCGGCAGACAUUUGGGGAGCAUUGUCCAGUCCAGAAAGCCCCAGAGGACUUCCAGAGCAUUACUGUCUAGGCUAUGGGAAGACUCUAAAAGGGUCAUUUCCAUGAGCCCUUGCUCCAUGCAAGUCCCUCGUCCUCCAUACUAGCUGCCUGUAUACGCUGAGAGCCUAGCUGUUGGUGGGGGAGGGGGUCAGAACAUGGGGUAGCAAAAAGUCUGUGGGCUGGAGAGGUCCUGACUAUGUGGAACAUGAACCUUCAGCCCAGGCAGCUUGAACAUCUGGGUAAUAUAAUAUCACAGCUUCUGAGACAGAUCAAAUGUCUGCUCAUGUUGGCAGUUUUUGCCUGGAGCAGAGGGCUGAGAGGGGGAGGGAUGACAAAAUUGUGCAGCUUGGCUUCAGAGGUUCUGCCAUGGUGCUGAGAGGGUAUGGCUUAGAAAGGACAAAGCUCAAGAGAGCAAAAUACCCCAAUCCCAGGACUUCUGUAGACAUGUCAGUUUUUCCUACUGGACAAAGUGGCAGGAACCAUGCUAGAUGAAUUAUAGUAAGGCGGGACAUUGCCAGUGAUGGGCCACAGCUUCCCAAAUCCAUGAUGAUAAUAAGUGUAUUGAUCCAAGCAGUGUGGAUUCCUGUGGCAGUAGAGGGGGGCAUGUUAGGCUACAGUACUUACUGAGAGUAUAAGCCUGGAGCUGCCCAUUCAGAUCAGCUUAAACACAAUGAAAUGUUUUUAGGGGCUAAAUCUGCUAGAAAAUAAAGGAAUGGCAGGGUUGUUUUUUUUCCCCCAAGCCCAAGGAACCUGCUUUGCAUUCCGAUGGGGAAACUCCUUUAGAAACCACAUGUAAAUGGAUCAAGGCAGUCAUUACCUUGUCAGUGAAUUAAGAUGAUUUGAGAGAUGCUGAAAGCAUUUCCCCAAGAUGCAGCUGAGAUUUCCCAACCGGAGGACCAAGGUUUAGGAGGGAGUUGGGGAGGAAUGAGGAGUGCUGUGGGUUUCUUUGGGGUUAGAUGUAGAGUUGUCCCUGAUGUUGCUGGAACAUGCCUACCUGACUUCUAAGAACUAUCUCUGCCAUCCUGCAGACCACUAGGUCCCCAGAUCUUGCUUUCCUCACAGUAUCUAACAGAGUGAUUUCAGAACUGGUAAGGUCAGGGUUAGAAUAUGAGUUCUGCCACUUACUGGCUCUGUGACCUUGGACAAGUUACUCAACCUUUCUGUGCAAGUGGACUAACUGGGCUAUACCUCAUUCCCAGGGUGAGAAACGUGGUUGGCACACAUAAUUGUUAUGUUUGAAUGAAAAGAUGAAACAAAAACGUUCUAUUCCUGUCAGGGCAUGUGGUGCCCUGUCCAUGGUCCUGGAGCCCCACAGUCCCUGUCCAGCUCCCCAGAGGCCUUGCUGUGGUCAGAAUCAGUGACAUAGAAGAUCCCAUGACUAGAAGUCUGGAGGCUUGUCAGUGGGCUCUGUAGCUGGGACUUACUCUCUGGGUCUGUUUAACUUUGCUUCAGGGUUUCCCUGAUGGAGAAAGGUCCUCUUCCCAGUCCUGGCAUGGCAUAGCACAGUGAUAACUGGAUCCACGAAACACUUGGGGGAGAGGAGUCUGUGACCCCUGGCUCCUCUUUGCUCAUCUGAGGCCACGGGGUGUCUAGGCCCAGGCAUUUGAUACCAUGCCCGUCAUCACCUCCACUUCCUCCCAGGUACCCUCUGGGUCUCCCAGCCAUCAGGGGGUGCUGGCUGAGUCCACCACCACUGCUCCUUUUCUUGGGAGCGGCUCACCUUCCUAGGGAUUCUCUCCCAAAGGUCCUACAUACACAGUUCUGUACAUGCGUGCGCGCGCGCGCGCGCGCACACACACACACAUACACACACACACACACACACACACACACACAAGAUGUACCCUGUCUAUACCUCUGCAGCUUUCUCAUCUGACCUUGCUCGGAAGCCAAGGACUCAGCCUCUGGCAGCAGAGCUCUAAUCCAGGGCAUCCUCUGGAAGCUGGUGAUGGUUUUCUCCUCUGUCUACCACAGACAUGUGGUUUUAAUCUUGCCAUCCUCUCAGCCCAGUGUCCCCUCUAUAGUCCCUCUUGUUUUCUCUCUUGGGAAGGGAGGAGAGUUCUGGGGGAUUCCAGAACCCUGGCACUUGGGGAGGGGACUGAGCUGGGAACUGGGAGAGCCAUGUCAUGCUGGUUACUACUUUGCUGUGGGUAGCAUCAAGCAGAGGGCAGGACAAGAAUGUGGGAGGCUUCAGGAAGCCAGGGGUGAAGUUCUGUUAGGGGAGAGUGGGAUGUUUGUGGUAUGGACAUUGGUGGGAAGAUGUCUCCCAUUCAGUUUGUUGGUUUCCUCCCUACAUUCCCCAGGGUUAGAUUCAUCUGGGAGAGAAGGUUGCUGGGGUCUGGGAUGAACUGGAGUCAUAGGGAGUGCCCGUCAGUGGAGGUAUGUUAGCAUUUACUUGCCAGGCGUUAGGUAUCUUCAGAGAUGGAGCAUAGUGGGUUAGCUGGACUUAGCUGAGGCUCCUCCAAGCUUCCAAAUUGUUCAUUUGAGGAGAAGCAAAGUCUUUAAGGACAGAACCAGUUGUUUUGCCCUGCUCUAGCUCCUUGUCCUUGAGCCCCUGUGCAUCCUCUUACCUACAUCAUCCCUCUUCCUCAACGGGUUUGUCCCAAGCAGAUGGACAGUGUAGGACCCCUGCAUGGUGCAGAGGGUGGCACACAGUGCUGGAGCAUUGCCUGUACGUGAAUCUCAGAGGGACAAGAGGCAGAACCCCGAGGGUCCACGGAGACUGACUGAUCACACAGUGUAAGGGAUGGCUGCUUAGGUGCUUGGCAAUGGCUCACUGCCUCCUGGCCUGUUUGUUCUUCUGAAAAGCAGCUGUGCCAGAUGCAACGACUUCCCAGUAAGACCAUGGUGAGGGGUAAAUACGUCUUUAAAGCACUUAGCACAGUGCCCUGCAUUUCCUAAUUGCUCAGCAAACAGCUAUUUGUGUUCUCUAGUUCAUCCGUGGUAUCCUUCCAGGGUUCGACGGAUAAACACAGUCCUGGCUGGGCUGCACUUAGGCUGUCUUGUGCAGGAUGGUGUGCCUGUGCAGCGCUGUGGGGGCGGGGGAGGAGUCAGAGACAGAGACAGGAGGACCUGUGUGAGUUGGGGGUUGGGAAGGUUCUUUUGGAAAGGGGGUGCUUAAUGAGAAUCUUCAACAACUGGAAAGUAUUGAUGUGGAGAAUUGGUGGCAGGUGGUUCUGGGCAGAGUGACGUGAUCAGAGGCUCAGAGCCUCAGCAGCUGGUGACAUGAGGUGGGCAGGUGGCACAGAGGUGACUGAGGAGUGUGCGGCGGGAACCCCCGUGGGUGCUUGGGCUUCGUCAUCUGGAGGAGGGGGAUGGGCAGGAUACUGUGGGAAGGCUGUAAGGCAUGAGUGUGGCGCUGUGAUGACAGGGCCUGUCCUCCCUCCACUUGCCAGUUUGUGUGGAAGGAAGACUUUUGUGUCAGAUGCCCGUGAGGGCAAUGCUGUAGCACCCCGUGACCCUCCUUUAGGGCUCUCACUAAGCCAGGGGACAUGGUCUUGACUCCAUGCCUCAACUUGGCAGCCUUUUCCUGUUUGGCUUCUGAGCCUCCAAGGUCAGGUGGCGGCUGCUGGUCUCCUGGGCAUAAGGAAAAGUAGCAAGUGAAAAGAGACUCACUAAUCAGAUCUGGCCCAGGGGAACAAGGACAGGGAAAGAAGGCAGCUGCUAUGCCAACCUCUUCCUGGGAGGUGUGGCAUCUGGGUCAGUACUGAUGCCAGGGCCAGUGACAUUCAGCGAGACCUAUCUCCUCUCUUUCCUCUUCUCCCCUGCUAGGCUCCUUUGUGCCCACAUCUUCCCUCAUUGAAGCUACUCCUGGGUGAGCUGGGCCACCAUCGCUGACAACCUCCCAAUAGCCCUAUUCUUACCAUCAGAGGUUAAAGCAGGAGCCCAGAUGCCAAUGUCUGCAGUUUUGUGGGUAAUAUCAAUGAGCAGAGUAGCUGGCCAUGGCAGUGGUGGCAAGGUUGAAGGGAGUGUCUUCUCUGGCCUUGGCCAUCUGUGGCUUCGUGCUCAUCAGAAUCCCAAGGUUUUCAGUUGCAGCUGGACGGCUGGACUUUGUGGAUAGGAGGAUGUGGCAAGGUGAGAACUGUGGCUGAGGUCAAGGGAAUGUCAAUAAGAUGUCGUCUUCUGGGGCCAGGGAUGCACAACUCCUUUCCCUGAGGCUUAUUAAAGCAUUCAUAAGGAUAGGUGCCUUCAAAACGGUGGGCACUUCUGAGCUGCAGGCCAGGGACCACUUGAUGGUGCCCACCCAAGCAUCCUCAUUCAUUCUUUCUGCAGAGGUUUGAGUGGCUGCCAUGUCUGGUUUCAGUUUUAUUUAGCGUUGAAGAGAUAAGAACCUAAGGAGUACUGACAGAGGCACCCGUGCUGGUUUGAAGGGACGGGUGUCAGGGAUCAGGAAGGAGGGCAGGCCCUCUCCUCUCAGAGAUGUCUGCCUGCCUCCAGAAACGGGCUGUCCUGGCUUGGAGAGGGGUGAAGCUUAUUGUAGACAGAUCUCAGCCCCACGAGGCUGGGUGCUGACCAGGGUGCUGAAUUGACAUGGUGCUUCCUAACAGGCUAGGUGAGUGAGGAGGAAGGAGAGCUGAUGUGUUCCUGUUACUAAGGACCCCUAUGACUGUUUUGGUCCACACUGAGCAGGGAAGCCUGGGAUAUGAAGACAGAAUUUCUGUGGUCUGUGAGGCCCUGGGGGAAAUCUUUCUCCUACAUCUACUAUGGACUUGCUUUUUCAUUUGUUUAGUAUAGAGUAGCUUCCAUCCUACCAAUCCCUGAGGGCCAAGGUGGGCAGCAGCUGGGGCCAUGUGGCCAGGCCCAGCACAGAGCCCAAACCCAGCCUCAGGGCCCAGAGGAGCCCUUAACUCACCCUCAGAGGGGCUUACUGGGCCUGUGUCUUGCGGAGUGAAGGUUGUACCACACGGUAUCAGAAGGGUGGAACCUGAGUGAUACUAGAGCAGUGGCAGUUAAAUGCUCAGGAUCAUGAACACCCAGCCAACAGGCUCAGCUUCAGAGUCUGCACUCAUCCCCGGGGUUAUGCAGAAUCUUUCCUUUCUGAGAUCGUUCAUCUUUCCCAGAAAUUCUGGGAUGGGUUUUGCCUGUGGAUCGUGGCCAGGUGAGGUCUGGGUACAGUUCUACUGGAAAGAACUUCAGAGUUUUAGAGCCAAGCUGGCUUAGUUCUGCCAACCCUUAGGGGUGUGUCCAGCACCUUGACUGGAGCCCUCAAUCUUCACCUCAGCUUGUAGCAAGCAGAGCCUGGGAUCAGAAGCUGUGCAUCCUGUGGGUCCCAGAUAAACGCUUGUCUCCUGUACUGGUUUAAAGGCCCAGAGUUCCUCUCUAUUGUGUGUGAGCUCCAUUCUCACUUACCCAUAUGACUUUGGUAAUGACAGCUGCUGACACCCACUGGACCCCCACUACCUAUAAUAAGACACAUUUAGUGGUAACUCUCUAGAAGUCUUGCAGGGGGUGGGGGGGAAACACUCAUUACACAGAUGAGGAAGGCUAUCCAGUAGUGUGCUGGAGUCAUCUCCACACUUGGUUCCUGUCAAACUACCAGACCUUUCUAAUCCUCUUUGGUUUAGAAAUGAAGCUGAAUGAUUAAUGAUCUGAGGAGUUGUUCUCUCACAAAGGCACCCAUAUAUUUAAGUACAUUUAUGAAAUACGCUUGAAUGAGCCACAGAAUUAAGGGAAUGUAGUGGCUAUUAGGGGUCCAACCAGGGAAAAUGCAAAUAUGAAUGCAUUAAUCAUGUAUGCCAUCCACUGAGACUGGCUGACUUCGUUCUUUGCUCCUGAUAUCCAGGUGAAGGUAAAGGGCUAGUUGUACACUUGAGCAUCUCAAAUUCAGUGUGCACAUGGGAUGUGGGGAAGUUCACCGGGGCUGAAGAGACGGCUCAAUGGUUAAGGGCAGUGGCUGCUCUUCCAG